Pistacia vera is the source of this 907-nucleotide messenger RNA. Its product is annotated as zinc finger A20 and AN1 domain-containing stress-associated protein 3-like. NCBI's taxonomy places the organism in Eukaryota, Viridiplantae, Streptophyta, Magnoliopsida, Sapindales, Anacardiaceae. The transcript is spliced from 2 exons. Gene Ontology annotation, molecular function: DNA binding; zinc ion binding. Bases 241 to 717 code for a protein of 158 amino acids. The record is from RefSeq and is a predicted model, not a curated record.
UCCCUUUCCCUUUCCCUUUCCUUUUAUGUGGAGGAGGAACCCAACCCGUCACUCUUCUCCUUUCCCUUAUAUUCCUUUCCUUUCUUUUCCCUUCUGUUUUCUCUCUCUCCAAGCAAACAAUUUUUAAAUUUCUCUCAAAUUCUCUCUUUUAAAUCUCUCCCUCUACGCUUUUUUUUUUUUCUCAAAUCAAUCACCAAUCUCCAUUCCAGGUUGUUCACGAGAAAAAGAAAAAGAAAAACCAUGGCGGAAGAACACAGAUGCCAAGCACCGCGUUUGUGCGUAAACAACUGCGGAUUUUUCGGGAGUCCGGCGACUCAAAAUCUCUGUUCUAAAUGUUACCGAGAUCUUGCGUUAAAAGAACAACAAUCUUCCUCGGCCAAACAAGCCCUUAACCAAACCCUGAUCUCCUCUUCGGCAUCGUCAUCGGUUCCAUCUCCGGCCGUUGAAGUCGUCGAGAAGAUGAUUACGGUUUCGGCUCCGGUCGUGAAAGAGGAGGAAAAGAAACAUGUCGAGGUGGCGACGGGGGUGAACAGGUGCUUGACGUGUAGGAGGCGCGUGGGAUUGACGGGGUUCAAGUGCAGGUGUGGGUCGUUGUUUUGUGGGACCCACAGGUACCCGGAACAGCACCAAUGCACGUUUGAUUUCAAGGAGAUGGGGAAGGAGCAGAUCGCCAAGGCUAAUCCUGUUAUUAAGGCUGAGAAGCUUCAAAAGAUUUGAGAUUUGAGAUAUUUGUUGUGUCUUUGCGGGGCGUGGUUUCAUGUGGUGAUGGGGGUCGGCGGCGUCGGACGUGAUAGUUGUUGCUGGUGGGGGUAGUAUUGUCAAUUUGUGUGGUCUAUGUAAAUUCAGUCAUAUUUUAAGCUUAAUUAAAAUAUAAUCUUAAUUUCUGUUUUCUUCUUUUUUUUUUUUU